This is a messenger RNA of Rotaria sp. Silwood2, 612 nucleotides long. Lineage: Eukaryota; Metazoa; Rotifera; Eurotatoria; Philodinida; Philodinidae. The record is from the annotation of a GenBank genome assembly.
AUGAACUGGCUACGUACAGCUGCAUCUGCAUAUUCAAAUAUACUCGCUGAUCCCGAAUGGCCAAAAUAUGACCUUCUCGAAAGUAAUAAGUUCUACGAGAAACGACAUUAUUAUUCAUUUACAUGUGUGGCAUAUGCAUUUUCUGCUAAGGCUGGUGAUGAACCUGUGAUGUCUAAUUUAUGGAAGCUUGUUAAAUAUACACAAGGUGAAAAUGUCGAUGGUAAAAUCCUAAAAAUUUGUCUGCCGAUCAUGGUUAAAGUUCAUCCAUCGUUAAUAGCUGAUGGAGAAAAUCAAUUUACAAUAUUGUUACUACUUGAUAAAGAUAAUAAUAUAAAUUCACCACCAUUACCAACUGCUGAUGGUGUUUUUAUUUAUCAUCAAUCGGAAAAAAUUUUUUAUGCAAAACGGUUUGGUGGUUUUGCUAAAGAAAAUGAUUGGAAAAGAGAAAGUAGUAAUAUAUUAGAAUUAUGUAAAGCAUUUGCAAUUAAUCGUGAAGAAGUUAUUUCAGCAACAUAUGAUAUGCCAACAAAACUUUUCAAUCGUCAUAAUGAAGUUUUAGUUGCUGAAAUUACUGAAAAUAUUCCGAACGAAACAACAGUUGAUGUUUGUUAA